GCCGAGCCCCGCUCGCCUGCACCUCGCGCGGCGGGCCUGCCCUCCGGCCCCCGCCGGCCCUGCGCCGCUGCCCGGAGGCUGGCGUCCUCCCGUCACUCCGGGACCCGCCCGCUGUGUCCCCUGGGCAACUGUCUCCAGGGAGAUCGGGCCCCGCCCCCGGCACCGACACCCGAUGAGGAGUCGGGCCAGGGCGGGAUGACACUCAUUGAUUCUAAAGCAUCUUUAAUCUGCCAGGCGGAGGGGGCUUUGUUGGUCUUUCUUGGACUAUUCCAGAGAGGACCACUGGCAUCUGGGAAGUAACAACGCAGGAUGCCCCCUGGGGUGGACUGCCCCAUGGAAUUCUGGACCAAGGAGGAGAAUCAGAGCGUCGUGGUUGACUUCCUGCUGCCCACAGGGGUCUACCUGAACUUCCCUGUGUCCCGCAAUGCCAACCUCAGCACCAUCAAGCAGCUGCUGUGGCACCGCGCCCAGUAUGAGCCACUCUUCCACAUGCUCAGUGGCCCCGAGGCCUAUGUGUUCACCUGCAUCAACCAGACGGCGGAGCAGCAGGAGCUGGAGGAUGAGCAACGGCGUCUGUGCGACGUGCAGCCCUUCCUGCCCGUCCUGCGCCUGGUGGCCCGCGAGGGCGACCGCGUGAAGAAGCUCAUCAACUCGCAGAUCAGCCUCCUCAUCGGCAAAGGCCUCCACGAGUUUGACUCCUUGUGCGACCCAGAAGUGAACGACUUUCGUGCCAAGAUGUGCCAGUUCUGCGAGGAGGCGGCCGCCCGCCGGCAGCAGCUGGGCUGGGAGGCCUGGUUGCAGUACAGCUUCCCCCUGCAGCUGGAGCCCUCGGCUCGAACCUGGGGCCCUGGCACCCUGCGGCUCCCAAACCGGGCCCUCCUGGUCAACGUCAAGUUUGAGGGCAGCGAGGAGAGCUUCACCUUCCAGGUGUCCACCAAGGACGUGCCGCUGGCGCUGAUGGCCUGUGCCCUGCGGAAGAAGGCCACGGUGUUCCGGCAGCCGCUGGUGGAGCAGCCGGAAGACUACACGCUGCAGGUGAACGGCAGGCAUGAGUACCUGUACGGCAGCUACCCGCUCUGCCAGUUCCAGGUCCAGAAACCACGUGCCAAGCCGCCUCCCAUUCCUGCAAAGAAGCCCUUCUCUGUGUCCCUGUGGUCCCUGGAGCAGCCGUUCUGCAUCGAGCUCAUCCAGGGCAGCAAAGUGAACGCCGACGAGCGGAUGAAGCUGGUGGUGCAGGCAGGGCUUUUCCACGGCAACGAGAUGCUGUGCAAGACGGUGUCCAGCUCGGAGGUGAGCGUGUGCUCGGAACCUGUGUGGAAGCAGCGGCUAGAGUUCGACAUCCACAUCUGCGACCUGCCCCGCAUGGCCCGUCUCUGCUUUGCACUGUACGCCGUGAUCGAGAAAGCCAAGAAGGCCCGCUCCACCAAGAAGAAGUCCAAGAAGGCGGACUGCCCCAUUGCCUGGGCCAACCUCAUGCUGUUUGACUACAAGGACCAGCUUAAGACUGGGGAACGCUGUCUCUACAUGUGGCCCUCCGUCCCAGAUGAGAAGGGCGAGCUGCUGAACCCCACAGGCACUGUGCGUAGUAACCCCAACACGGAUAGCGCCGCCGCCCUGCUCAUCUGCCUGCCUGAGGUGGCCCCGCACCCCGUGUACUAUCCCGCCCUGGAGAAGAUCUUGGAGCUGGGGCGGCACAGUGAGUGUGUACAUGUCACUGAGGAGGAGCAGCUGCAGCUGCGGGAAAUCCUGGAGCGGCGGGGGUCUGGGGAGCUGUAUGAGCAUGAGAAGGACCUGGUGUGGAAGCUGCGGCACGAAGUCCAGGAGCACUUCCCGGAGGCGCUAGCCCGGCUGCUGCUGGUCACCAAGUGGAACAAGCACGAGGAUGUGGCCCAGAUGCUCUACCUGCUGUGCUCCUGGCCGGAGCUGCCUGUCCUGAGCGCCCUGGAGCUGCUGGACUUCAGCUUCCCUGAUUGCCACGUAGGCUCCUUUGCCAUCAAGUCGCUGCGGAAACUGACGGACGAUGAGCUGUUCCAGUACUUGCUGCAGCUGGUGCAGGUGCUAAAGUAUGAGUCCUACCUGGACUGCGAGCUGACCAAAUUCCUGCUGGACCGGGCCCUGGCCAACCGCAAGAUCGGCCACUUCCUUUUCUGGCACCUCCGCUCCGAGAUGCACGUGCCGUCGGUGGCCCUGCGCUUCGGCCUCAUCUUGGAGGCCUACUGCAGGGGCAGCACCCACCACAUGAAGGUGCUGAUGAAGCAGGGGGAAGCACUGAGCAAACUGAAGGCACUGAACGACUUCGUCAAGCUGAGCUCUCAGAAGACCCCCAAGCCCCAGACGAAGGAGCUGAUGCACUUGUGCAUGCGGCAGGAGGCCUACCUAGAGGCCCUCUCCCACCUGCAGUCCCCACUCGACCCCAGCACCCUGCUGGCUGAAGUCUGUGUGGAGCAGUGCACCUUCAUGGACUCCAAGAUGAAGCCCCUGUGGAUCAUGUACAGCAACGAGGAGGCAGGCAGCGGCGGCAGCGUGGGCAUCAUCUUUAAGAACGGGGAUGACCUCCGGCAGGACAUGCUGACCCUGCAGAUGAUCCAGCUCAUGGACGUCCUGUGGAAGCAGGAGGGGCUGGACCUGAGGAUGACCCCCUACGGCUGCCUCCCCACCGGGGACCGCACAGGCCUCAUUGAGGUGGUACUCCGCUCAGACACCAUUGCCAACAUCCAACUCAACAAGAGCAACAUGGCAGCCACAGCCGCCUUCAACAAGGAUGCCCUGCUCAACUGGCUGAAGUCCAAGAACCCAGGGGAGGCCCUGGAUCGAGCCAUUGAGGAGUUCACCCUCUCCUGUGCUGGCUACUGUGUGGCCACAUACGUGCUGGGCAUCGGCGAUCGGCACAGCGACAACAUCAUGAUCCGAGAGAGUGGGCAGCUGUUCCACAUUGAUUUUGGCCACUUUCUGGGGAAUUUCAAGACCAAGUUUGGAAUCAACCGUGAGCGUGUCCCAUUCAUCCUCACCUAUGACUUUGUCCAUGUGAUUCAGCAGGGGAAGACUAAUAACAGUGAGAAAUUUGAAAGGUUCCGGGGCUACUGUGAAAGGGCCUACACCAUCCUGCGGCGCCACGGGCUUCUCUUCCUCCACCUCUUUGCCCUGAUGCGGGCGGCAGGCCUGCCUGAGCUCAGCUGCUCCAAAGACAUCCAGUACCUCAAGGACUCCCUGGCACUGGGGAAAACAGAGGAGGAGGCGCUGAAGCACUUCCGAGUGAAGUUUAAUGAAGCCCUCCGUGAGAGCUGGAAAACCAAAGUGAACUGGCUGGCCCACAACGUGUCCAAGGACAACAGGCAGUAGCGGCAUCUCCCAGCCCUGGGCCCGAGAGGAGGCAGCCGCGGGCCGUGGGGACCAGGCACGCUGGUUGUCCUAAAGGGGCUGAAGAGCCUGAACUGCAAAAAGAACUUACACAGCUGCCUUUUGUUUACACUGGUUAUUUAUUUAUGACUUGAAAUGUCUUAAGGAGCUAAACAGCCAUAAACGGAAAUGCCUCCUCUGUGCAGCGGCGGUGCUGGGCCCCUCGAGGCCGCACCUGGCUCUCGGCUGAGGACUGUCACCCCAAGUCUUCCAGCUGGUGGAUCUGGGCCCAGCGAAGACUGUUCUCCUCCUGGGGUCACCACCUUCCCAGGCCUCCCGCCAGACUGCCUGGGUCCUGGCGCCUGGCGGUCACCUGGUGCCUACUGUCCGACAGGACGCCCUGAUCCUUGUGCAACCCGCCCUGUGUGUCCUCCCUAGACUGAGUUCUGGCAGCUCCCCAAGGUGCCUGGGGUACCCUCUAGAUUCAGGGAUGUUUGCUCUCCACUUUUCAAGUGGGUCUUGGGUACGAGAAUUCCCUCACCUCUCUCUGCUGUAAAGUGAUUUUGUUUGCAGGUAAGAAAACAAUAGAUGACUCACCACACCUCUACGACUGGGGAGAUCAGGCCCAGCCCCAUAAAGGAGAAUCUGCGCUGGUCCUCAGGGCGUGUUAAAGAGAUCUGGGCCUCGUGUAGCUCACCCUGGUCACACACGAAGGCGAAGGUGGGUCAGAGGCGAAUACUCCGCCAUUAUCUCAAUUUUUUUUUUUUUUUUUUUGAGAUGGAGUCUCAGUUGCCCAGGCUGGAGCGCAGUGGUGCAAUCGUGGCUCACUGUAACCUCCACCUCCCGGGUUCUGAGCCUCCCGGGUACUCAGCCUCCUGAGUAGCUGGGGUUACAGGCGUCCACCACCAUAGCCAGCUAAUUUUUGUAUUUUUAGUAGAGACAGGGUUUCACCAUGUUGGCCAGGCUGGUCUCGAACUCCUGACCUCCAGGUGAUCCACCCACCUCAGCCUCCCAAAGUGCUGGCAUUACAGGCAUGACGCCGUGCCCAGCCCACUCUGCCAUUAUCUAAGCCACCUCUCAAAGCAGGUUUUAACAAAAGGAUGAGGCCAGAUCUCUUUUGGGAACCUGCUGUGAGAGUGCUCAGGUAGCAGAAGUGUGAGAGCGAGGACGCAUGCUGGGAUCUUUCUCUUUGACUGUACUUAGUUUGAAAUGGUGCAGGCUUAGUCUUAAGCCUCCAAAGGCCUGGAUUUGAACAGCUUUAGAAAUGCAGGUUCCAGGGCUUCUCCCAGCCUUCAGAAGCCAACUCUGCAGAUGGGGCUAGGACUAUGGGCUUUUAGCAGCCCCCAGGUGACCCUAACGUAUCAGCCGUGGACUCAGGACCUACCCGGUGAUGCUGUUGAUCUCUCAAAGGUCUUCCAAAACUCAACAGAGCCAGAAGUAGCCGCCUGCUCAGCGGCUCAGGUGCCAGCUCUGUUCUGAUCCACCAGGGGUCCGUCAGCAGCCAGUGCUACCCGUGGGGCACCUCCCUGGCCACACGCCUGUUCCUAGCAAGUGCUGAAACUCACCAGACCGUCUGCCUUUUUGAAAUGGGGAAAGCCGUGCGUGCGCGUGUUAUUUAUUUAAGUGCGCCUGUGUGCGCGGGCGUGGGAGCACACUUUGCACAGCCACAGCGUUUCUGGUUUGGGUGUACAGUCUUGUGUGCCUGGCGAGAAGAAUAUUUUCUAUUUUUUUAAGUCAUUUCAUGUUUCUGUCUGGGGAAGGCGAGUUCAGUAUCACUGAUGUGGGUUGAGACCAGCACUCUGUGAAACCUUGAAAUGAGAAGUAAAGGCAGAUGAAAAGAAAGAAAAAGUAUUUUUAUGUUCUUAUGUUCUCGGCUCAAAAAGAAACAAGGGAGUGCAGGUUUAAAACCAAAACAGGAGAGAAGACAAACCCCGCUCCGGCUGGAGUUAGAACCAGAACUUUAUUGUAGCAGAUACACUUUCUGACCUGUCAAUCAUCAAUAUACACAUCUGCGAAGGGAAACCGCGCAGUGACAGCAUGAGGACAUCCCCUGGGCGUGAGCGUCUGUCCGCUGUCUAAACGGAGCAGCUACAGGGACAGGACAUGGAGGAUGGCCACACACAGCACAGCACAGCCACCAGUGUCCUCAGAACCAGCAGUCAGGGUCACAGAACAGUAUUCAGAAUGAUUGCCCACCCGUUUUAGAAAUCUAAAAGUUUACAUGUAACUAAGAGCAAAGUGCUAUGUGGGUUUUUAGACCAUGACUGUUUUCUCUCCUUUUGCCCUACCACUGAACACAGCAGCAGGGCUCCUGGGGGGAGAGGGAUUUCAACCCCCCCUGAUGGCAGGAGGCAUCCCAUGGGGGCGGGGGCUCUGGGGAGGAGAGAGGAGAGAACAGGCUGUUGUGGAAAAUUCCAGCACUUUGCCUUCAGGCCAUGGGUCUCUGCUGGACGUUCUGAGUACAGAUCACUCAGGCCUCCUGCCUUCUCCGAAGGGAGUGGUCAGCCGGUCUGCAGGACACCUGUCAGUCUCUCCUUUUACCAGCAGGGAAAUGCACAUCUCAGCAUAAACCACAAGGCUGCACACGGUGAGACCAGGCCACUGCACAGGGAGCUGCUGUAGGAGGAGUGUGGAAAAGGGGCCAGUGACCCUGCACCCCUGCACCCCACGCCAAAUUAGGAACAGGUCAAAUCCCAAAGGUGAGGCCCGGCUACUUGUAGCUGCCAAAGGGUGGCCCUGGUCCAGUCUCUUGAGCAGCACAGCUAAAGGCCUGUGACCCUGACUCCCGGCCACACUCAGACCUGAGCAGGGGCUGGGACGGGGCUGGGACGGGGCUGGGCCUCUCCCUUCGGCGUCGGGGGAGGGAGGGCCCGGUGGGAAGAGCCCGUGCUCAGAGCUCUGAACUUCACUUUACAUUCCAGUCCCGGGUUACACUAGCACAAAGGACACAAGGAAUCCGAUUUAUUUACAAAAUAUUAAAAAGUCAGUUAAUCAUCUACACAGUACCCCCCCAUCCUGCCAUUAUUUAUACAUGCACUAGUUUGGAAAAAAUAAAAACUUUUUUUAAAAAA
This is a messenger RNA of Macaca mulatta (Rhesus monkey), 6407 nucleotides long. It is a transcript of the gene PIK3CD, whose product is annotated as phosphatidylinositol-4,5-bisphosphate 3-kinase catalytic subunit delta. Gene Ontology annotation, cellular component: plasma membrane; phosphatidylinositol 3-kinase complex; cytoplasm. Lineage: Eukaryota; Metazoa; Chordata; Mammalia; Primates; Cercopithecidae. Gene Ontology annotation, molecular function: 1-phosphatidylinositol-3-kinase activity; 1-phosphatidylinositol-4-phosphate 3-kinase activity. Gene Ontology annotation, biological process: phosphatidylinositol-3-phosphate biosynthetic process; cell migration; phosphatidylinositol 3-kinase/protein kinase B signal transduction. The record is from RefSeq and is a predicted model, not a curated record.